AUGGCAGCACCAACACCCGUCUCGGCGCUCCCUCCACGUGCCUCUUCGGUGCCAGACCGCGUUCUCUCCCCCACACGCAAGGAGACGCCCGAGGCGCGGCGCGCACGCCGCGAGCAGCUGCGCGACUUUUACGGCCUCAAGAACGCCAACACAGCCGGCGGCCCAUCGUCGACUCCGGGCUCCCCCGAGCCCGCGAGCUCGGGGCUGGGCGGGAUGGCGUCCCCGGCGCUCAGCGUGGACGCCGUCAUGGCCGCGCAUGCGGCGAGCACGACGCCGAGCCCGACACCGGGCAAGAAGAGCCGGCGGGGCACGCCCGGCGGUGCCGCUGCGGCAAGGGACCUGAGCAGUCCGCACUUUGUGCCCGCCGAGUACUAUGAGGAUGUUAUCGGCAAGGCGAGCCUGGCCGAGCUACUCCAGACCACAUCGACGCUUGCGACGGACGUUGGCCGCCUCCAGUCGUCCCGGCACACGCUCGUGUACAACCACCACCACCAGCUCUUCUCUGCCGGCGAUACCAUCGCGGCCUUGAACACGCGCACGCCGCAGCUCCUCUCCAUCGUCACCUCGUUGCAGGAGCGGUUUAGCGACAUGUCCCAGCUGGCCGACAGCGUUGCCCUGCCCGAACUACCCGAGUCGGCCAAGGACGGCAAUAACAGCGAGCAGCGCGCAGGCGCGACCGCGGCCCAGGGCCUCGAGCGCGUGCGGCUCAUGGUGCUCGCUGAAGAGCCCGUGGAGAAGGUGCAAGAGGUGUGGAAGGCGGUGGAGAAGCGGUUGGAAGGCGCGCAGGUCGAGGGUGUUGCAGACGUCAUUCGCGAAGGACGCGAGUUGGCGGGUUUGUAG
This is a messenger RNA of Apiotrichum porosum, 840 nucleotides long. RefSeq lists its product as uncharacterized. Bases 1 to 840 code for a protein of 279 amino acids. The record is from RefSeq and is a predicted model, not a curated record. The transcript has 2 exons. NCBI's taxonomy places the organism in Eukaryota, Fungi, Basidiomycota, Tremellomycetes, Trichosporonales, Trichosporonaceae.